AUGGCUCAUGUCAGACAGCUGAUGGCCGAACUUCUCGUGCGAACGAAUCUGAAUGAGUGCGCAGCACAGCAAGAAAUGGCUGAACAAGAGAACGAGGUGUUAGCAAAGAUUCGUGAUGCCUGUAAUGCCCGAAACAUGCUCCGAGAAGCUCUGAUCGAGAGCAAAAAGCGAGCUGAGCAAGCGAUGAUCGAGAGAAAGAACCGUUAUGAGGAGCUUCAACGGCUAGAAAACCAGCUCGAUGUUUGCUCAGCAGCUGCUUGGCUAGCUAUCACUGAAAAGAAUAGGCUCAACGAUCGCUUGGCGAUUCUCUCAAAGCAACCACAUGUAGAGCCCUGUCAGCGAAAGAAACAGUUAACAGAAGGUUGCCGACUGACUAAACCAGGAGAAAGUGAACAGUAUCAGAGAGUUCACCAGACAUCGCGUCAAUCUGUAUCAGACGGCUCUGUCGUUACCAUAUGCACGGAAGACGAGGCAAAAGUUGAAGCGGGAUCCAGUGUUAGCCCGGGAACAACAGAAACGAAACAUGAGCUCCUGCUCCCAAUGAAUAUCAUGACCACGAUACAGAAAGUGCUUCAUGAUUCACUUGGUCUCGACGUGGCGUUUGAAGGCGUUAGUUACAUCACAAUUUUGGAUUUUCCAGAGAUAAUUCCAAACAGGAUUCGCCACGAUGAAUUGGAAGCGAUGCUAACUUUGUUGCGAAGACAUAGGCUUUUACCAAAUGGAUAUUCAAUGAAGUAUUCUGGGUUUUGUACUUCUGAACGUCAGAUUGAGUACAAAGGGCUCUAUUCGGAUUUGAAGCCCUAG
Cooperia oncophora is the source of this 804-nucleotide messenger RNA. Lineage: Eukaryota; Metazoa; Nematoda; Chromadorea; Rhabditida; Trichostrongylidae. The record is from the annotation of a GenBank genome assembly.